CAGUAGACACAUGACACAAAGUGAGGUUAUACAGCACAAUGUAAACAAAAAACCACAAUUGUUUAAAUAAAUACUUUAAACAAUGGUGAGACAUAAACAGCGAUACAUGGUUAUAGAAAUAAAUUCUCCGCAACAACGCAAAGAUGAUUCUCUCGUUAUUCCAUCAUCGGCAUUGUAUCGGGCCCUUUCAAAAAAAGUGCAACAAUUACACGGCGAUUUCGGUUCGGCAGCCAUACGAGAAGGUUUCGUCGCGAAAUACUUUAAUGAGAAAACGAGAAUUGCAAUCGUGAGGUCUCGCCACGGACCGCAUAAGCUUAUAACUACGGUUUUACCUUUCGUUACGGAGAUAGACAAGAAACAAGUGAGUUUAGUCACUUUAUAUACGGGUGCAACUAUGCGACAGUGUUUUAAAUUUAUUUUAAAUCAUCAAAGGAAGAAGAUCGACGAGCUAUGUGCAAAUCUGCAAAGUGACGAGGAAAAGACUGCUAUUUCGGAAGCUUUUUUAAAAUUUCACAACAAAACUUUACUUUGAUUUACUUAUAAAAAGGCAUUUAAUUAAAUU
Photinus pyralis (common eastern firefly) is the source of this 562-nucleotide messenger RNA. It is a transcript of the gene Pop5, whose product is annotated as ribonuclease P/MRP protein subunit POP5. The record is from RefSeq and is a predicted model, not a curated record. Gene Ontology annotation, cellular component: ribonuclease P complex. The transcript is spliced from 2 exons. Gene Ontology annotation, biological process: tRNA 5'-leader removal. The coding region runs from base 83 to 532 and encodes 149 amino acids. Gene Ontology annotation, molecular function: ribonuclease P RNA binding. Lineage: Eukaryota; Metazoa; Arthropoda; Insecta; Coleoptera; Lampyridae.